Molecule: messenger RNA, 626 nt
Organism: Corapipo altera (White-ruffed manakin)
Lineage: Eukaryota; Metazoa; Chordata; Aves; Passeriformes; Pipridae
Product: U1 small nuclear ribonucleoprotein 70 kDa-like
Exons: 2
Coding region: 49-531 (160 amino acids)
Source: RefSeq, a predicted model, not a curated record
CUCCACUCCUUCAAUCCCUUAUACCGACACACUUAUGAUAGGGAAAGAAUGGAGAGAGAUUAUGAAUACUCCAGAUAUGAGGACGACCCUAGAGACAGAGAUGACAGAAGGUAUAGAGAUUACAGAGAAAGGCCAAUGGAACGAUCACGGCGCAAUCGACGAAGACGACCUCGACCUCGACCUCAAUCCUGGUCUCAAUCUCGCUCACGAUCUCCGUCAUUCACACAUCGAAGGAAAGAAAACCCUAAGCAUUGGUCACGUAACCAACUAUGGGCAUACCUUCGUAGCAAAGGAGAAAACAUGAAGAAGUGGGAUGGUCAACCCACUUCCAAGCUUGAAGCUAGAGUGAGGGAGCUGAAGCAAAAGGACACUGACAAGACAGUUGUUUAUGUAGUAGAUGCAGACUUCUUAGAAAAGAAACUGCGAUCGUCAAAACACAAGAAGAUGGAGGUCCACUUUGACGAUGGCAAAAAGGCCUCUAAGAAGUCAAAGUCAAAGUCCAACAACGAAUGCUCUGAUCAAGACCAGUAGAGGGGCCCUGCCUUCUGCCAGGAGAAGGAAAGGGACCAAGAAGAUAACCGGGUUUACCGGGCUGUGUGGGUUCGAUGGCCUGGCACAUCGGAUCU